This is a messenger RNA of Hylaeus anthracinus, 1393 nucleotides long. RefSeq names its product protein Abitram. Gene Ontology annotation, cellular component: nucleus. The record is from RefSeq and is a predicted model, not a curated record. The coding region runs from base 457 to 1296 and encodes 279 amino acids. The transcript is spliced from 3 exons. NCBI's taxonomy places the organism in Eukaryota, Metazoa, Arthropoda, Insecta, Hymenoptera, Colletidae.
GCUUGGAUCUCUUGGUAACAAAUGGUGAUAGGUUGAUAGGAGAUAGUAGUGUCGUAUAUUAGUAUCCAUGCCCAUCCCGAUGCCAGCGACGCAAUGCGACAAUAUAAUUUGCUAGCAGCUCAUAAUACUGCAUGUAAUGAAUUUUUCAUCAAAUAUCAAGAUUGUCAAUACAAGCAUCCAUUUCGUAAAUUUUUUGGUUACUGCAACAACAUUGAGAAACAAAUGAUUUCGUGCAUAAAAGAACAACGAGAAAUUAAUAGAAACAAAAAUAGCCAGGCCGCUAAGGAAAGACAAAGUAGGUUACGUCUUAUUCGAGAGGAGGAAGAAAAGAGUAAACGAAUAACAUAGAUUAAUUCUAUGUGUUUCUCUCGAAUAAUUUAGUUUAAAAUGUAAAUGAUAGAAAUCGAUAUCAAAUAAAAAAUAUUCGAAACAAUUUCAAUGGUUUAACGGUCAACGAUGAACAUCGAUUCGUAUAACGAACCAAUUUCAAAAAGAAUAAAAUCAUCCGAUGAUGCGUACAAAAUUUCGUCUAAUGUACAUAAACGGUCGCAAACUACGAAUAAUGUCAAAGAAGAAAAUAAUGCAGCAAUGAAUUUUGAAUAUCAAGAAAGUUCCGAAAUAAUGGACAACAAAGACAAAGAAAUGUUGCUAGCGAGUAAUGACCAAGACGAUCAUUUAUUUCCAUUUCCUCCAGACGAUAACAUUUCGGACAUGUUGGAAGGAGUGAAAUACAAUGGAUUGUUUCCAACGAUUACGGAUCGAUACUUUACUGCUUAUUACAAAUUAAAUGUACAAAAUACCGCCGAUGAUAUUUGCAUUUUAAUGCAUAGUAAUCGUAUUUGUAUGCUCGCUUUAGCUCCGAGUCAUGUAGUUUUACAAAGCGAUACGCAAAUAAUGAAAGUUGACUUCAAGGUUAGCAAUAAACUAGACAGAGUUCUGAACAAAGUCUCAGGCAAGAGUAAACAUGGUGCGCAACCAUUGCAAGCUAACUCUAAUAUCUGUAUAAUUACCUGUUCCAACGGAAAAACAUAUACUAUUAAAUGUUGUAUAAUUGGCAAAUUGAUAGAAGCGAACGAAGCGUUGUUACAAAAUCCGAAACUUCUAUUGCAACCUCCGCAUAGAGGUGGUUAUUUAGCUAUAGUGCUCCCAAAUAUAAAGCAUUUAGAUAAAAUGAAAGCAUCUUUGCUUACUCAAAAACAAUACGACUUGGAGAUGUUGGAGCGUCAGGGUACCGCGAAUAAGACAAAUUAUCGUAAUAAUGAAGUCACGGCUGGAACGGUAUCCGUGGCAAGUUAAUUUAGCAUAUAAAAAUGUUAACGAUUGUUGUUGUUUACAUGACUUUUUUCAACUGUAUACCGUUCGAGGUAAAAAUAAAUACAUAAACAAUAAGAAA